Molecule: messenger RNA, 486 nt
Organism: Caenorhabditis bovis
Lineage: Eukaryota; Metazoa; Nematoda; Chromadorea; Rhabditida; Rhabditidae
Source: the annotation of a GenBank genome assembly
AUGGGUCAAAUGGGAAUUGAAGAUCUUGCGAAACAAAAUGCGAACAAUGGAGUUACCCCAAAGAAGAAGGGCUACGAUGACGUUCAAUUGAGCGAUAUUGAGGAUGAGGAAGAGAGCAAGGGAGUCAAAGGAAAAGAGAAAAAAUCGAAAACGUCUGGAAAGGAUAAGAAAAAGGAUAAGAAGCAGGAAAAAUCGAGAUCGAUAAUGGUUGAUGACAAGAAGAAAGAUGACAAAAAGUCGGAGUUGAAGGAAGUUGACAAGAAGAAGCCGGAUGAGAAGAAUAUCAAAUCGGUUGAAGCCAAACCGCCGUCAUCCGGUCAGUUAGCAUCAAAAGACGCAAUCAGACCGGGCGGAACUUCUGAAGAAGUGAAGGCGUCGACACCUAGCGCUUCAACGGCUUCACAAAAGAAGCAAAUAUCUCAAUUAACAGCGCCGGCUCCAAAAAUGGAAGAAAAAGAGAAAUCGGGAUGUUGCGUGAUCUUAUAA